UCUCGCAAAUGGGGCCGGUCUAAUGGAAAACAACUUUGAUCUGUCAAAAUAGGGACAGGGGACCAGCGAGAAGCUUGUUUGAAGGACUUUCGGGGCCCGAUUCGGCGGUCGAAACGGCCCUCAUGUAGGUGAACGAGGGCCGAGUUCGACUCUCGACCGCUCACGCCGCAUCCCCGAGCCAGCCAGGCUCGGAAUGCGAAUAGCCGGUUUUUUGACAGAAGAAGAAGAAGUUUGAUUGGAACAAAAGUAACCAUGGGGUGCUGCUGCAGCAAACCAAAUCCCGCUCGGAUGACUCUAGGCGUGGAGGGAAAACCGUCGAGCAAUGACUACGUGACCGAGGGCAACCGGAUGCGGCAGAGAAACGCUCAGCCAUGUGACCACAUCAGGGUGCAGCGCAAACACGACGUUGAAAUGUCCGAGUUCUCCACCGGCAGUCACAAAAUUGUGGUUGGAGUUUUCAACUACCAGGCCAGAGAAUCGUCUGACGUUUCUUUCAACAAGGGAGACAGAAUGCUCGUUCUUGACGAAUCGGAGUCUGAUUGGUGGCGAGUUAGACAUUUGAAGACCAACCACGAGGGUCUCGUUCCCUGGAAUUACGUCGCUGAGGAACGGUCCAUUGAGAGUGAAGACUGGUUCUUUGGGAAAAUUGUGCGCAAAGAGGCCGAGAAACUGUUGCUUGCGCCUGAAAAUGCCCGCGGGACCUUCUUGAUACGCAACUCGGAGCACAAUCCAAGUGGCUUCAGCCUCAGUGUCAAGGACUGGGAGGAGAUGCGCGCGCACCACGUCAAGCACUACAAAAUCAAAUCCCUGGACAACGGCAACGGAUUCUACAUUGCCACCAACCACGUCUUUCCUAGCCUCCAAAGCCUUGUUCAAGCCUACAGCAAAAACGCACUUGGACUUUGCCACGUUCUAUCAAGACCUUGUCCGAAACCAAAGCCGGAAAUGUGGGACUUGUCUCCCAUGAUGCGGGACCAGUGGGAAAUCGACAGGAACGAGAUCACUUUAGUCAGGAAACUCGGCCAGGGCAAUUUUGGUGAAGUCUGGCUCGGAAACUGGAGAGAUUUGCCAGUGGCCGUAAAGACUCUGAAGCCAGGGUCAAUGUCCCCGCAAGCGUUUUUAGAGGAGGCUGCCAUCAUGAAGAAAUUCAGACACAACAGACUGGUCGCUCUGUACGCGGUUUGCUCGAGGGAAGAACCCAUUCUGAUCAUUCAAGAAUUCAUGAACAAAGGAUCUCUGCUGGACUAUUUGAGACACGAAGGGAAAGAGAAUCUCUCACUCGGCGACUUGAUCUACGUUGCUGCUCAGGUUGCUAGUGGAAUGCAGUACUUGGAGAAGUUGAACCUCAUACACAGGGACAUAGCAGCUAGAAACAUUCUUCUAGGAGAUAACAAUGUGGCCAAGAUCUGUGACUUUGGCUUAGCAAAGCUCAUCGAAGACGACGAGUAUUGUCCAAGACAAGGCGCUCGCUUCCCAGUCAAGUGGACGGCACCCGAAGCAAUCAUUUACAACCGGUUCACGAUCAAGUCGGACGUCUGGUCUUACGGAAUUCUGCUGAUGGAGAUCUUCACGUACGGUCAAGUGCCGUACCCCGGCAUGAACACCAGGGACGUCAUCGAGGCCCUCGAACGAGGCUAUCGAAUGCCAAAGCCCACGUCCGUUCCACUGCCCGACGAAAUAUACAAUGUCAUGCUGAUGUGCUGGGACAACACGCCCGAAAAAAGACCCACUUUUGAGUUCCUGCAGCACUUUUUCGAAGAUUUCAACGUCACUUCGGAAAUCCCGUACCGAGAGAUUUAAACAAACACCUGUCUAGAUUUUUAAAUUGUAAUUCCGGCUGCUCUUUGAGUCAAUUUUUAUCUAAUUUCUAGUUGAAAACUGUGCAUUGCAAUCAUCUAUUCUUAUUUUUACUUGUAUUGAGCAGUUCCUUUUUCUCUCUGUUUCACGGCAGCGUUUGAGUGAUUUGUGUUUCUGAAUGUUUUCCACGAUUUCGGCACCUUGCAUGACCAAUAGUCAAGGGCAUCAAAUCACUGUGUUCAGAACCAAGAAUAAUAUAAUAUAUUAUUAUGUGUACAAAGAUUAAACUCUAUUUACGACGGGGAAUCAAAAUUCCGCCAGCAAACACAGGAUUCAGGAGCUUUAGUCUCCGAAAUUUGGAACAAUAAUCGGAACACGCAAUGCAUGUGAAAUUGGUAAGCGAGCUUCAAAAUCUUCCCACCACGUUUCAGGCACAAACUCUUUUAAUUGUAAUUCCAAAGCUUCAUUUGCUUUAUUGAGGGCAUUUAAAAUGAAUCAAUUUUUAUAUGUAUGAAAAUAUUCAAUCUCGAGUUCCUGACGCAAAGCUGCUGUUACACUUUUGCGCAGCUUUUCAUUGAAGCAACAGAUAAUUUCAAUCUGCUUUCACUUUCAGUCGUCCAGAGAGUUAAUUAAAUUGCGUAAUUAUUUAAAAUGACAAAAGUUUAGAGAUAAUUCUUAUAAGUCAGCGUGUGUUUGUGUACAUAUAAAUGUGCUUGUAAAUAUUUUUCUAUCCAACGAAAUUUUAUCCUUGGAGCAGUGCGACAACUUUUUUAUUUGAUUUUACGGGAAUGGCAAAAAUAUAUAUAUUCUCAAACUCUUGAAUCGCCAAAAAUAUUAAUUAUAAUACUAUGCGUUAAUUAAGAGUGUGAAAUAUUCUUAACUCGGAGGCACAACAAUUGUUGUCAAGCCAAUUUUCUUCUCACAAAAACUGAACUUUGUAUAUAUGAUAAAAUUAUAUUAUGGUUUAAUUGCUCAUCUCAUUCCAUCUUGUGAGUGUGCAUUGUUGGAUGGAGAAUGUGAAAAAAUCUCUUGCAUAAUAUCAUAAUUAAAAGUAGCUAAACUUCAUCAUUGCGUAUACAAACAAGGAUUAAGACAUUUUUCAAAUUUGCCAUUUCAAUAUACUUGUAGUGUUUUGCAAGCAUCAUGCCAUCUUAGAAUGUUUUUAUUGGUUUCUUUGUAUAUCAUUAUUUGAUGUGACCGUAAAACGCGUAUGUGAUAUAUGUGCUAGUAUUUAUAAAUAAACAUACUACAAUUUGCUACA
Molecule: messenger RNA, 3058 nt
Organism: Neocloeon triangulifer
Lineage: Eukaryota; Metazoa; Arthropoda; Insecta; Ephemeroptera; Baetidae
Product: tyrosine-protein kinase Src64B-like
Exons: 9
Coding region: 253-1800 (515 amino acids)
Biological process (GO): cell surface receptor protein tyrosine kinase signaling pathway; protein phosphorylation; cell differentiation
Cellular component (GO): extrinsic component of cytoplasmic side of plasma membrane
Molecular function (GO): non-membrane spanning protein tyrosine kinase activity; signaling receptor binding; ATP binding
Source: RefSeq, a predicted model, not a curated record